GAUCAUGGAGAGCCCGAAGCACACGAUCCUCAGGCUCUCUCAGGAGCUGAGCUGUACACCCACCUCCCGCCGGCUGGCAGAACACCUGGACCGGCUCGACCCGCUGCGACACCUGAGGCUCGAGUUCCUCAUGCCCAGGACAUCAGACCUGCCCAACGCCGAUCUGUCGCUUGUGGACGGUUCUGAGGAUUGUGUUUAUUUAGCUGGGAAUUCACUUGGUCUACAGCCGAAAAACACCAAAAAAUAUAUUGAUGAGGAGCUGGAGAAAUGGGCCAAAAUAGGCGUCCAUGGCCACACGCAGGGGUCGCGACCUUGGGCCUGGGCCGAAGAGACCCUCGAGGGUUCGAUGGCCAAGAUUGUGGGUGCUAAACCUGAGGAAGUGGCUCUGAUGAACGGACUGACAGUCAAUCUGCAUCUUGUCAUGCUUUCCUUCUACAAACCGACUCCAAAACGCCAUAAAAUUCUUCUAGAGGACAAGGCCUUUCCGUCGGAUCAUUACGCCAUCGAGUCGCAGAUCCAGCUGAGAGGAAUGAAUGUGGCGGACAGCAUGCUGAUCAUCAAACCCAGACAGGGUGAGGACACCAUCAGGACGGAGGACAUCGUGUCGCUCAUCGAGUCGGAGGGUGAGUCCAUCGCUCUGGUGAUGCUCAGCGGAGUCCAGUAUUACACCGGUCAGCUGUUCCAGAUCGAGACCAUCACCAGCGCUGGACACGCACAGGGGUGUUUGGUAGGGUUUGAUUGUGCACACGCUGUAGGAAACGCAGAACUGCGACUUCACGACUGGAAUGUGGAUUUUGCGUGUUGGUGCUCCUAUAAGUAUGUGAACUCAGGGGCCGGUGGUCUGGCAGGAGCAUUUAUACAUGAGAAACACGCUCACAGCGUCAGACCCGCACUGACGGGCUGGUGGGGACACGACCUGAAGACCAGAUUCCUCAUGAACAACGAGAUGGAGCUUCAGCCUGGAGUUAAUGGGUUCCGUCUCUCCAAUCAGCCGAUGUUACUGGUGUGUCCCUUACAGGCCAGUCUAGAGAUUUUUAAUAAGACGACUAUGAAGGAUCUGAGGAGAAAGUCUGUGCUUCUGACGGGGUAUCUGGAGUUUAUGAUCAAACAUUACUACACCAGAGACCAGUCUGACCCCGAUGACAUCAUCACGACCUCUGACCCCAAUGAAGCCUGCGUUGAGAUCAUCACGCCCUCUGACCCCGAGCAGAGAGGCUGUCAGCUGUCACUCUCCUUCUCUCGACCAAUCAGAGACGUGUAUCAAGAGCUGGAGAAACGAGGAGUCGCUUGUGAUAUGCGAGAGCCUAACGUGCUGCGAGUGGCUCCGGUGCCGCUGUAUAACUCCUUCACUGAUGUUCAUCGCUUCAUCAGCGUUCUGGGAUCAGCGCUGAGAUCCAGCCGAGAAUAACACUGGUGAAUCCGUGCUUUUAUUGGCUGCUGUUACUCUGUGAAGCUGCUCGUUAAACAUGACGAGAGAGAGCCAAUUCAUUUUAUAUGUGAAUGUUUGUAUGGCCAAUAAACAUUUUUCUUCA
Rhinichthys klamathensis goyatoka is the source of this 1532-nucleotide messenger RNA. It is a transcript of the gene kynu, whose product is annotated as kynureninase. Gene Ontology annotation, molecular function: pyridoxal phosphate binding; kynureninase activity. The transcript is spliced from 13 exons. Bases 5 to 1408 code for a protein of 467 amino acids. Gene Ontology annotation, cellular component: cytoplasm. Lineage: Eukaryota; Metazoa; Chordata; Actinopteri; Cypriniformes; Leuciscidae. Gene Ontology annotation, biological process: NAD+ biosynthetic process. The record is from RefSeq and is a predicted model, not a curated record.